GCGCCGCGGCGCGGCGGACCGACAGGCUGCCCAGCCUGCUGGAGCGGCCCGGCGGCCAGGCGGCCCGCCAGGAGGCUGACUGCGUGGAGCCGAGGGCCACAGAGUCGAUGCCAGUCGGCUGCCAGAAGCUGCGGCGCUCUGUCGCGACGCGCAGGACCAUGCCUAGCCCAGGCACCCCGGACACGGGCACCCAGUCCGUGUCCGUGCCGGUGGCGGCUAUCCGCGCCAGGACCAAGCCAGAGGCGGUUUUCGCUCCGCAGGUCCUACCUCUGCUGGAACCUUCAAGGCCAGCCUUGCUUGAGGGCGUGGUCGAGAUGCACAACUGUGCUAAAGAGAUGGGUAUCCCGAUGGACACCAUGCGGAGUGCCGUCAGCUUGUUCAAGAAUCAUGCGACGGCCCUACGCGAAGGCAAUUUGUUGACAGAUGGGUACCUAACUAAGAGCAGUUUCGUGUCUCUCGUCAAGCAGAUGCUGAACGAAACUGGUGUGCGUCACGAUGCUGUCGAAGAGGCAAGCGUGAUAGAUCGUUUUGUUGGUACUUUCAUGUCCGCUGAACAAGACUGCAAGGGAGUGAUGAACUUCCGAGACUUCGCCAUCUGGUACAGCAGUCAUUGUUUCGACGAGAAUUUCUUGGACGCGAAGGAGCAGGCGAUGCGCAAGCUCAGCCGCAAGUUGGGAGUCUCCCCCACAGAAAUUGAUAACUACAAGAGGCACUUCGACAUUGUGGAUGCAGACGGCAGUGGCGAGAUAGACGCCGAGGAGUUCUUGGCGAUGCUGUACAAGUUCACUAAGGUGCCCAAAGACAUCGGCCUGCCGCGCAAGUACGUCAACGACAUGUUCAGAGCCGCGGACACGAACUGCGACGGGUCAAUCGACUUCGAGGACUUCGUGGUUUUCUCCCAGAAGUUUCUCUAUUGAUGAGAAACAAAAAACAUAUGUGUACAUGCACUUGUGCUGCACCACCAACCCAAAACCAGGGACUGACCCUAAGCACGCCUGUAGCAGCCAUCGAGUUGGUUUGGGAACCACGGAUCUGAUAUGAUGCUAGGCAACAGAGAAGUAGACACGUUGCGCUCGCGAAACGCGCGCGAUAAUUCUAGUAUAUCUCUCUGCGCUUUCUGUGCGAUUUGCGAACCGUGCAUAAGCUGAGCGCUGCCGUGCACAGGCUCGCCGAUUACAUGUUAAUUGUGUUGCCAAUUCGUUUUUUUGUGUUCAGCGAGCACAGUGACUCCUCAAGACUGCUGCCCGUGGAAUCCCAGUGAUUCUCCAAGCGUGAAGACGCCUGCGGCCCAGUGCUCCCAGCGCAGCUUAGAUGGCUAAUAUGGCUUCGUCUUGCUGCACGCCGGGUGCAUGAACAUAGCGGUCAGGGCUUCACACGCCUGGCGGGUAGUUUCUGCAGGCCGUGUUGAGAGUCAUGUCAGUCAGUGCUUGGAUAGGAAGAAGUUGCUCGUUGAUGGAUCGUGUGAUGCUUGGGGGAGCAUGGGUACGACCACGGUACGAGGGUGCGCUCCCGAGUCUCUUUGCUCCUGGCAUGUGCUCUGUCGGGGGGACCCUUGGCCCGCACUGCGGUCAAGCCGGGAACCUGUAGUGGAUGAGGAAAAAGGGGUGCUGGAGGAUGCCCCCCAGCUGUAUGAACGGCACCGCGGGACUCCCCAGCUGCUCACCGCGGUGGUGCUGCAAGCCAUGUCUUCGAUUGCGGCUCGCGACAUGUUGGUCUCUGGUCUGAUUGCGCUGGGCCCUGUGCUCGGGACGCUGGAGCUGCCAGGAGAAGCGGCAGCACAGUGCCCCCCCGAUGAUUCUGCCUCGAAGACGGCGCUCUUUCUUGUUCGCCUCGAGGUUUCACACGUAUGAGCCGCCUCGAAUCGAGCGCGGUUUCUUAAUCUUUCGUUAGCAGUUCGGCCGCGGUUUUCCGCGGCGGUGCACCUGUGCUCAGGCCUCCUCUUCUCGCACCUCCUCGACCUCUGGGCUCCCCGCGUCAGCGCACAGUGCCAUCUUUAUUGCCAACGGGCUUUCCUGCCUGUGCGUGCGCAUGGUUUUUUCGCUUGUCUCAGCGAGCAGCCGCUGACGACGGGCCGUGACGGCGUGAGUGUGUUAGCGUGGUUGCGUGCAACAUCGUCAGUGCACGGUCCCGCUGGACUAUGGGAGAGUGGCAGGUCCGUUUGUGCCGCGUUACCGAGGUGCCAGUGGUGACGGAUUCGGUGCGGGCAUGUCUUGCGGCCGGAUGAAAAUGGG
Messenger RNA from Prorocentrum cordatum, 2231 nucleotides. The record is from the annotation of a GenBank genome assembly. NCBI's taxonomy places the organism in Eukaryota, Dinophyceae, Prorocentrales, Prorocentraceae.